Colletotrichum orchidophilum is the source of this 738-nucleotide messenger RNA. RefSeq lists its product as uncharacterized. The record is from RefSeq and is a predicted model, not a curated record. The transcript has a single exon. NCBI's taxonomy places the organism in Eukaryota, Fungi, Ascomycota, Sordariomycetes, Glomerellales, Glomerellaceae. The coding region runs from base 1 to 738 and encodes 245 amino acids.
AUGCUGCCGGAAGGCGAGAGUGAACCGUUCCUGAAAGAGACGGAACUACGCUCUCCUGGUCGGAAACACAACAUUCUGCAUUCCCGUUUCCUUGGCCAUAAAGAUGUUUUGAAGCGCUGGUCCGCCGCUUUUUGGCAUCCUUUUGUCACCCACUUCGUGAUUUUCCUCCUCACAUCACUGGUGUGGGGAGGGCUAUUUCUCGCCACACGCGCCUCUCUCUUCAUUCAAUGUAAUCAUCAACAUAGCCACGACCGUCCGGAGCAUACCGAGACCACCAGACAGCACGACAACAUAACCACCAAAUCCCGGCUGUUGACGUGCGGUGAUUCAACCGCCGAGGCGAAGAGCCUAAAUUGUCAUUACGACAUCCUGGCUAACCACUGGAUCCCAGAGGUUUGCAUAGACCAAAACGCGAUUAAUGAAUACAAGACGGACGGAUCGUGGUUUGGGUUCGCGGACGAAAAUCGGACAGAGCUUCUCACCAUCGACACCAUGUCUGAGAUGGAGUUCUAUUACACAUCUGAGCGGGACCAUAUUGUGCAUUGCGCCAUGUUGUGGCGCAAGCAGUUCUGGGCCUUCUACGAGGAGCGGGCGGCUUUGGACACCAUCAUUACGAGCGUUGAGCAUACGAUGCACUGUUCCCAGUUUCUGAUAGACAUGUCGGACAAAGGCCCCGACUACAGGAACAUGCCGAUCAAGACGUGGGUGGGUCAUGCUGGGUGCUGGGUCAGAGAUUAG